Messenger RNA from Orbicella faveolata, 5627 nucleotides. RefSeq lists its product as uncharacterized. NCBI's taxonomy places the organism in Eukaryota, Metazoa, Cnidaria, Anthozoa, Scleractinia, Merulinidae. The record is from RefSeq and is a predicted model, not a curated record.
UUGUUUCAGUAUUAAGCUAUUGAUAACAUCACUGACGAUAUUCAAUGUGUACUAAGCUAUUGAGUAGCUAUUCAAUUAUUACCUAUCGAUCAUUGAUCAUCAGUGUCAUUGUCCACUAAUCCAAUGUGGUGUAAGCUAUUGAGUAGCUGUUAUCAUUGCACAAGUGAUUAGGAAACUAAUAUCAUUGUAUUGAGCUAUUGAGUAGCUUAUAUCUUUCCCUCAAACUUUUGAGGAGCCAUUAUCAUUGUAUAAGCUAGCUAUUGAGUGGUAAUCAUUAGUUGAGAAUCCACUUUUAUGAAGCUACUUGUGCUGACGCUGCGGACAAUAAUUGAUUAUUACAACAAUUUUCAAGAUAUGUCAUUUAUGAAAACCCUUUUAAAGGAUCAGUAAUUAACGAUGUGAUCAGUUAGAGCUGUUAGGUGUUACUUCUUACUGUGUGCUACUGUGGAAAUAAAAGUCAUUGACUUAAAAAAAUUCUCUUUCGUCGUCAUUUCUCUAUUCGGCAAAAGAUCGAUCGCCAGCAAGAUUCUGUCUUCGUUCUCUGUCAAAUGUGAGAUUUUGAUCAAAACAUUUGAAAACAUUGCAUUGCCCGCCACAAAAACACUGAAGUUUAUAAUUCGAUAGUCGCGCAUUUGUGAGUGGCACCACGUGAAACAAGGCAUUUUACCGAGAACCCUGAACAUAUUUCUAAGCACUUGACUUUAUUAACUUGAUCAAACUCCUCUUAACAAACAUGUAAUUUCAGUCGCACAGUACAAUUUACAGUGCAGCGCGCCUUAACGUAGGCUCGAUUUCCCGCCGUUUUGGGAGUGCGGUUGUUUAUCCUCCUCCCAACGAGGAGUGGUGCGGGGCAAGGAACGCGGGCUCACUAAACGGCUGGAAAUCGAGCCUAGCCUUAGCUUAGCCUGUGGCCAGUUAACAAAUUUUCCUACAAGUUAGUCAAUCAGGAUGCACGAUAAAGGGGUUUGUUCAGUGGAACACCAAGACUUGGCCCAUGCUGUUAGCUGAAGUGGCCGAAAAAAUUGCGUUUUCAGUCUGUUCCAAAACGAGUGUUUGGUCGAUUCGUCGAAAUUCCUUGUAAUCAGGAGCUCUGCUUGUAAUGGAUCCUUUUCGCCAGGGCCUUUCUGGGGACAUACUUGCAAGAGCCUAUAAUGGGUCCAAAACCUGAACAAAGGAGUUUCGAAGACCAUCCCGUACGGAGACUAGUCUUUUACACUUUCCCCUUCUUGCGAGGAACAUUAUGAGAGGGAGGGAGGGCUAUGUGAGAGUUAAGACCUGACAUUUUUUGAGUUCGAUAAGGAGAAGGAAUGAAACUUUUUCAACCCCUCGGGCGUUUUAUUUUCACCCCACGUCACGCUCUUAGAUCUACAACUACGUGCUAACAACAAGACGUUUUCAACUUUUAUUGGAAGAAAUGAUUCAGAGAUUUUAAAAAGUGUUACUACCCUUCCCAUUAGACCGCGACAACCACGAUUUGCCGCCUUCAGAGUAAUUUUUUUGAUGUCACGAGCCUUUUUCAAACCAAUCACGUGAUAUAUCUAAAACAAACUGAUUGGUUUAAACCAAACAAGCGACAUAAAACGAUACUCUGAAAGCGGAAAAAAAAUUCGCGGGCGUGGUGGUCUACUGGGAGGAGUAUAUAGUACAGUAUGGGGAUAAGCCUCGCGUAAGUUCUUUCAAAGCCAUAACCUAUAACAACCUGCUAUCAGACUCUCAGUCUCUUCCGCAAAAAAAUAGGCAAAGGGAUCGUCGUAAAAGCUCUAUUCAACCCAGAAAGGCGGCCAUUAAGUUAGACGAUACAAUACACUGCUUAGCAUGACCACUGGCUGACUCGACUAUUAGCAAACUGAUAAUCUGAGAGGCUAGAUAGAGCCAUCAAGAAGCACGUGAACAAAGGACCACGCGAAUUUAGUUGAAACACUUGCAAAUGUUUCAAAUUACGAUCAUAGCAACUAGUAAAAACUUGUCAACACUCCCAGCUUUCCCCCUUUCCAAUGUGGAAAAUUGUGUGUCAAUUCAGGAGUGUUUGUCACCGGGGUGAUGAUUUCAAAUUAGGUAACUCAGGGAUAACUUCGCCCAAACUUUGUCCGAGCACUGUGCAUUUGCUGCUUACUAAACGGACUGUUCAUAAUUGGUUGUAAUCGUCCGUCGCGGCGUCAUCUUCUACUUUCUAUUUUAGAGGAAAUUUCGGUUUUAAGCUUUUUUCUAUUAAAAUAACACUCAAUGAGGUAUAUUUCUGCCAAAGCAGUCACGACACACGUCAAACUGUCAAAAAAACAAUGCCUUUUUUAUAAAUGUACUUGGAAUUGUUCAAAAUGCACUCUUCUUGGCCAAUUUAUAUUCUAAAAGUAACUUUUGGGAUCAUAAGACACGAUUUCAUCAGUUUGCCAACAGUUUAUGUGUUAUGACGUCAUUUUGACGUAAAACGUACGUCUUUGAAUCAUUCUAUUUUAAACGGCAACUAUAGAAGACAUCAUUAUAUUAUAAUCGCACUCGUCCAGACUAGAUAAAAUGUCUUUGCCGUCAACAUUCGUUUUCAUGACAACAAUGAAAACGGUCUGAAUUAAGCAGUCUAUUGCUGAGCUCUUUUAAAUCUAAAUAUGCUUCUGGCCAAUUAGUAACAAAAGGCAUUUUGACUAUUUUAAAAGUACAGUUCACCCCCGCUAUUUCGAAAUCUCAGGGGAAACGAAAACUUGUCGUUCGAAAUAGUCGAUAGUAAAUGACAUAUUAAAGCAAAUCCAAAGGGAAAAGGUAUGUGUUCGAAUAAAACGGAGAAUUCAAAAAAACCGAGUUCGAAUUAGCGGUGUCCAACUAGAUGCGCUGCAUGGUUUCAAUGCCACUUUACUUUUAAAACGGAAAAGAAAAACACUCAAAAUGUCCGGCAGUCAGAAGCGGAAAAAAUGCUUGUUUGGUAUGAAUUUCCGAAGUAAAGUGUCCCAUCCAAUAUUGCUAAGAAUUACUCAUAGCUUAGUAAACGACACUUGUGCUCAGUUCUGAACCACACGGUGAAUAACUCAUAGGCAUAACAAUAAAGUAACUCAUGUAAGCUCGCUUUAAAAAGGAUUCGUGCUUACUUCAUUGACUCAGCAAGUUGAAAAGUGUGCUAAGAGGUCUUCGGUACUCGUGGGAAAGAUUGAAAAUAUAACAAACGGUAUUUGGCGUGCAAUUAGGAUAAACUAAAUCUCAUAAAGCAGAAUAAAUGGCCCCCAGUCAAGAGUAGUCAUAUUUCCAGCUGAAACAAACAAAAGAUGACGAAAAAAGAAAAACCGUCGUUGAUCUCUCUCCACUUCUCAUUGAAAACUCUUGAAACCCGCCAACUCGAUGACGUAAAACGCUAACCUCGAUGCCCUGACACACAAUUUGGGAAGCAAGAAUUUCCAAACAAAAGAGCGUAGGAGACUGAUCAAAUCACAGCUGGAAUUAAUAAGGCAAUAAUCGGCCUAACAUUUGAACCGUAUAAUUAUCAAUGGCCUUCAUGGGCAUAGAGCGAUACAAAGUCCUUGAUGCGAAUUUAAUAAUUUUGUUUGAAAUCGCCUUGGGCGUCAAAACAGUCAAAAGGAACUUGUUUCCGAGUGACCCUGUCACAAAAGAAAACCGCCCUUUGCGGAGAAAAAGAAUUCCAUUCUUAGUGGUUUGCCAUCUCUGAUCACAAAACGUAACAUCGUGUAUUGUUUUUAAACAGAGUGUGUGACGUUCAAGUGUCUUAUGCUAAUAACUUGGAUAUCUGGCAUACUUCUCACACAAACCGAAUGUAUCGACUAAGCGAAUUGUAAUGCAAACGAUUCCGCUCAACGCGACAGUGAUUUUCGACGGCUUGUCAAAAUGUCUAUCGCUUUGUUUCGUUGGUUAACAACGCAGAGAAAAAGACGUCAGGAGACAAACUGCUGCUUGGUGUACUGAAUCGAAUCACUAUGGGAGAGAGAACACCACGACGGAACAACAAUAUCGUGUUAUCCGCACAACAGCUCGACCAUAACGCGAGCAAAGCUCGUAACCUUAACAAGAGAGCGGGCAAUCGCUUGAGGCUCCGAAAGGGCAGCAUUGAUGGACACCAAUCCACUAAUCUGCACUCGCUUAACUACGAGAUGCGUCGCCUUAAGCACGAGUUGAGAGAGAUCACGCAAACGUCGGGCACCUUAGAAAACAGCGAAACAAUAACAGAGCGAACAAUGCCGGGCAAAGCAGGCGCUGAUUCAACAAGAAGAAAAAAGUCCAAAAGAGUUGCGUCUUUAAAAAAUAGUGAUAACUACAACGGCUUAGGUUUAGCUGGAAAUGCGCUCACAGCUUCGAACAGCGAGACGCAGACGAUAUCGAAUGACCCUUCGCGACGAAAAAGUUUGUCGUUACCAACGCUACCCUCCAUGAGCAGCACUCUCCCGCAACUCACGUCUCGGACUGACAUUUCACGGGUAGAGGAGGACGCUACCCAAGACUCAUUCACCACGAUUACUUCGUCAAAGCCCAAGGAAAAACAGAGAAGGCAAUCACGCGGAAAGCUUAGCCUUGAUGUGUCGCCGGCCGGACAAAACCCUAGACAAUCCACCGAUAGAGGUACUGUAAACGUUUCUGUCACAAAUACAAACGGAGAAACCGAACGAUUUCGCCCGGUCUCGCAGGCCGCUCCCAAACUAGAUACUUCGCUUGCACAGGUUAAUCUCGACGCUGUCAAAGACAGGAUUCAAAAUAGACUCUCACAACCCGCAAGCACGAAUCAAUUGAUGGAUGAUGAGGAUGACGACCCUGAUAUAACACCGUACCUCCAUGUUCCCCCAGACGGCCUACCUAGAACUGUAUACCUCUUACCACCUUUGACUGAUCUCCUGCAAGAGGCAAAGAAAGCCAGGUACCUUCGCAGACCCAAGAAGCCUCUACAAGAGGUGGACAUGGACGACCCCGAGAGAGAAUUAGGAAUCGACGAAAUAUUUAGCAAAAAAGGAUAGGUGGGCAGCGCGAGGUUGCAACUUCUGCUCGGAAACUUCUGCAGAUCCAGCUGUAGUGUCUCGUACAAAUUGAUUUAUAAACGUUCACAGACAAGACAAAUUGAUAGCCGUUGUAGAUUUGAUCAAACCUUUUCGUGCUCUCCAAACGCAGUAAUGUUAAGCCUGAAUGCCACGGAUCUCUUCGAGUUUAUUUUCACGGCUGAUAUUCCUCGCCGACUUUGCGCAAACUUUGUCCAAGGUAAAUGUAUUCUUACUAGUUUUUCAAAGAGAGCUCGGGAAAAGAUCUUCUGCAAGAUCAUUAAUUUUAUUUUUAACUUUUAUUACUAUAAUGAAUAUCUCAUUUGGCUGGCGAUAAAACGGAACAGCAUUUUUCAACUAUUUUUAAUUUGUGAGACGGUCACGUCAUGUACAGAGUCCACAGUCCAAGGGAAACCGCUAGUUGUCAUCGUCGUGUCAGUUUAGUCAUUGCGACCCAAGUCGUCUGUCAAGGCAAGACAUUAAAUUGCGUGUAUGAAAAGUUGCGAAAUACAUUUUGGUCUAAACAACAAAGUAGUUCGUUUUUUUUGUUCUAAGUAAAUAUUGACCGUCUCGCGUUAUCUUGGCAGUUUACACACAGUUUCUUUAGACUCCAUUGUGAACGUGAAGAUCAUCAAUCAAAGCGUUCAUUAAAAUUCACAAACAUCAAAA